This is a messenger RNA of Oryza brachyantha (malo sina), 939 nucleotides long. RefSeq lists its product as uncharacterized. The coding region runs from base 1 to 939 and encodes 312 amino acids. Lineage: Eukaryota; Viridiplantae; Streptophyta; Magnoliopsida; Poales; Poaceae. The transcript has a single exon. The record is from RefSeq and is a predicted model, not a curated record.
AUGGAGUUCCCUUCCUGCGUCGCCAUAUGCCUCCUCGCCCUGGCGUUUCUCCUCCCUAGCCACGCCGCGGCGACGUCGGCUACGGGCACGAUACAGCGGGAGACGAAGCAGCAGAUCCUGGCGGCCAUCCCACCGCACUGGGAGGAGAACCCGGUUCUGUUCCUGACGUCGCCGUCGGGCAAGUACGCUGCGUACUUCCUGCGCAGCCAGACCACGCCGGGCGCGGGCGGCCUCGGCGCCGACUUCUGCUACGUGGAGGUGCUAGACACCUCGGUGCCCGGCGCCGAGGGGCGGAGCGUGUGGGAGUCGGAGUGCCUGGCGGUGAGCACGGUGAACACGUGCGCGCUGGUGUUCUCGUGGAAGGGGCUGGAGGUGCAGGACGGGAGCAACUCCGUGUGGCACACCCACGACACGCAGUCCGACAGCAAGAACUACCUCGAGACGCUGGAGCUGGUGGACGAGGGCGACAUGCGCAUCCUCGACAAGGGCGGCGAGCUGGCGUGGAAGGCCAGCGACGAGCCGCGCGCCGCGCAGCACUGCGGGAUGCCAGGCUCCCCCGGCCUCGCGUCGGCGUUCCCGCCGUUCGCCGAGCCGAUCGGCCACGGAAGCAGCGACCUGCCGUUCGGGUUCGGGCACGACGGAGGCCACGUUGACGGCAGCGGCAUUGGCGCCGGCGGGGCCGUGGCGCAGCCGGACCUCCCGAUGGCACCGGUGCCGCAGGAGGCCGAUCUCGGUGGCGCCGCCGCCGGUGUGGGGGCGGGGACGCAGGGCCAGGCGGUGGAUGGCGCGGGGCAGACGUCGUUCGGGUUCGGCGCCCAGCCGCUGGUGGACAACAGCCCGUACGACAGUGGUGCAUGGAAGGGCGGGUGCAGCCUCGCUGCGAUCGGAGUCAGCCUCCUGCUCAACGUCGCCAUUGCCGCCAUGGGCCUGGGCCACUGA